Molecule: messenger RNA, 1354 nt
Organism: Aphanomyces invadans
Lineage: Eukaryota; Oomycota; Saprolegniomycetes; Saprolegniales; Verrucalvaceae
Exons: 1
Coding region: 16-627 (203 amino acids)
Biological process (GO): L-cysteine catabolic process
Molecular function (GO): ferrous iron binding; cysteine dioxygenase activity
Source: RefSeq, a predicted model, not a curated record
CUCUGUGCGACGCAGAUGAGCGCGAUCGUCGCCGCCACGACCCCCACGCCGCCUUCCUCGACCAAGGGAUUGACCCUGCGAGAGCUCGUCCACGCGAUCGAAGCCGAGUUUGAACACCACGAACGCCUUCCCCUCAACAAGAAGGACGACAUCAAGAAAGCCCUAGCCUCGUUGCACGCCGACUUGGACGAACUCAAGCGCUAUGCGCACUUUGACCCGUCCCGAAACUACACACGCAACCUCAUCGCGACAGACAACCAAACGUACGCCCUCAUGCUGUUGUGCUGGAACAAGGGCAAGUACAGCCCGAUCCACGACCACCCGUCCGACGGGUGCUGGGUCCGUCACAUCCAAGGGACGGUGCACGAAGUUCGAUACUGGAACAACGGCACGAGCCUCGAACAAACGUCGGAAACGUUUGUGUCGGAAGGGGUCACGUACAUGGACGACUCCCUCGGCCUUCACAAGAUUGGGAACCCCAGCGACACGACGGACGCCAUCACACUGCACUUGUACGCGCCCCCGUACGACAAGUGCCGGCUGUGGCUCAACCCCGCGGACGCAACGAAGUCAUCCACGGCCAUGUCCACGUUUUACUCUGAGUUUGGCGAGAUCAACCAGCUCUAAGUAAGGUACAAGCAUGCAGAAAAUCAUCGUCGUGCCCACUACCUCCGUACAAACAAACGUAUUCCCGACAAGGGAGGACCCACUACAUUUCUCUUUCGACGGCUUGAACCGAGACAUGCACGCUUCGGUCGUGAAAGCGCAUCAUAUUCUACUCGGUUUUCGCCAGUGGCUUACGUUGGACCGCGGUGAAGAUCGAAGCCAUGCGUACGACGGCCAUGCAUACGACGAAACACGCAAAAAACGCCGCCACGACGAGCGCAGGUUCCCGGUAGAUGAAGUGACUCGGGUACUCGAACGUGAUGGUGAACGGGGCGUCGUUGUGGGCUGGCACGACGUUGGUCAUCUUGACGAUUACGACGGGACGGCCCAUGUCCGGCGUAUCCAGGAACGAAUGCCGCGUCGUGCGCGCGAUCUCGGCAUGAAAUGGCACCGUCACUUGAAUGUUCGUCGCGCCUUCGGGGAGAAUCACCUUGACAGUGAGGUUGUCGACGGCCGCAUGGUCGACACAAGUCGACAGGACCCCUUCGAGGCGGUACUGGUCGUUGGCAUGCAACAGCACGGACGCCGUCGGAACAGAGUACCCGAGGUAAUACUGCGUCCUCCAUCCGCCAAAGAGCGGGUAUCGCGUGUGCAGCUCGAGCUCCGUCCGGCCGGUCGUUGGGUGAUGGCGGGACGUUGUGAUGUUGCCGAUCACGUCGCGGUAAUAGAUGUUGGUUGCGUGUUCCGG